UCAUCAUGUUAUCUUAUGUUCUAUCAUUUUAAUUCCUCAGAUACAUUGGAUUACCAUGGAAACAGCCGAUGGUUGACACCUAAGAGUGUGAAUCUGUUAGCUACUAAUGAUGUUUCAGGUGGUGCUGAUCAACUUCCAACUACUAAGAAUACCAAUGCAGCUGAUGAUCCUUGUGGAACGACCCGAGGUUGCUUUCGUUCACCUGAAGAUUGUUACCCUCCCUCUUCCUGCACUUUUUUUGUUGCUUGGAAUCGUAAUAGUGAUACUGAUUCCCUCAUUGACUUUGAAUUGAGCGUAGAGGCAGGAUCUGGAGAGACGUUUGGUGCAGUCGGAUUUUCUGAGAACAAUAAAAUGCCUGGUUCUGAUGUUUAUGCUUGCUUCUCGGACGGGAUGCUUAAGCGUUAUUUUACCGAUGGAUACGAUCAGAACCAAGUGACAACAAGAGCAAAUAAAGGUUUAUCUAACAUUAUGGUGGAUGCUGUUGAUGGCACUAUUCGUUGCAUUUUCUCAAGAAACAUUGACUUGGAUGAUGGAGAUGCUGAGUUUCUUAGUCUAAAUAAAUCGCUGUAUGUUAUUGGAUCCAAAUCUACAAGAAAUGGAGACACACUUGUUUACCAUGGAAGCAACCGAUGGGUGACAACAAGCGCUGUGGAUUUGUUAGCUGUUGGGGCUGUGUCAGGUGACGAUCAACUUCCAAAAACUAAGAAAGCCCAUGGUAUCCUUAUGGUGAUUGCGUGGAUGUUCUUCGCAAGUACUGGUAUUCUUGUCGCUCGAUACAUGAAAACUUUUCUCCCUGAGGAAACUCUCUGCGGUACUAAAGUUUGGUUCAAUAUUCACCGUAUCUGUAUGAUAAGCACAUGGGUGUUGUUUGUGUCUGCAUUUGUUGCCAUAUUUGCAGUUAAAGGAGAAUUUGUUCAAUCGACAAAUAAAACUACAUUUGCUCAUGCUAUCAUGGGUUGUUUUGCUGUGGGAUUUGGAACAAUCAAUCCAAUAAUGGCUAUUUUUAGACCUCAUCCUGGAACACCAAGGCGUCCAUACUUCAACCAUCUGCACAGGAUUGUUGGCCUUUCGGGUUGGGUUUGUGCAAUAACUGCAAUCGUGCUGGCGUGUGACUUCUAUUUUGAAUCAGCAGAGUCCAUCACAGACGUCGGUGCAUUUUGGAUAAUGUUCACGUUUCUUAUUAUCGCUUUCACAAUAAUACUGACAUUCGAAAUCUUCAAUUUCAGAGCAAAGUGUGAUACCAAUCAAAAAGCAAAUCAGCCUGAUGGCGUUGCAAUGCAGCCUGUGGAUGGAAAUAAAGUCACCGUCGCUGCUCCUACAACGUCAGGCAACUCAUGUGAAAGAUGGAGGACCCUCAUCUUCGGCUGUUCCUUCCUUUGUAUUUUUAUCCUGACUGUUGUUAUGAUAUCCGAAAUUGCCAAAGUGUGAUCUGAAUGAGAUGCAAUUGCUCAAUUACAUUGGGAGGAGGGUGGGGUAAUUGGGCAAGAGUUGGGUAAUUUGGCGGGGGUAAUAGAUAAUGUGUACAAAGGUUAUGGAUGGCCAUUGUGUAAUUGUAUGGUAUUUGUUUAUUAGGUUGUAGCUAUUCUGUGUUUUGUAUUACUGUACAACCACAUUCCCACCCAACUCCUCGUUAGUUGCUUCAUGUUCCACUAUUUAAUUAUUUGUAUGGCACUCUUGUACUAAUUUAACCAUUUAAAAAUGUAAUGGUUAUGCUAAACAAACUGGCAACAUCAUUAACAAUUUACCACAUUGCAUUUGGGUGAAUUUUUAAUAUAAAUGAAUUUAGUUUUCCACUACCAUGCCUCCCUCUCAAGCCUAACUUGUGUACAGAGUAUUACGAUGUGGUGUAUACUAAUAAAGAUAAAGUGUUGGAAGGUUAAGUUCGAAAAUUAUGUUAGUAGAUGAGGGGGAACUCGGCCUUAUCAAACAUUUGAAUAGUGUUGCUCUGUAACGAAGGGGUUGUUAUGUGGUAUUGUGACGUUAGCUACGUAAUACUGUAUAUGCAUAAUACCGUGGCUCUCUCCUUGGUCUGAUCUACUGUAACUCGUGUAGGUCAUAACAUGACAUUUGAGUACACUAGAGCCACAGGCCACAACCAAUGCCUUAGUAUGCAGUGACUACCAAAUCAUUUCUCCCAGAAUGCAUUGCAGUACUAACAAAAAAUUAAUGGGUGAAAAGGUUCCAUCUUUAAGUAGCAAGAAAGUAGAAUGAAGUAAUUGAUUUAAAAUCAUUACCAUUUUUUGUUAGUAAUAAAAUUUAUUUAUUUUGAUCUUUAUAUUUUAAACUAAUUUAAUCAGGAUACAUUUUUUAGGCAUAUGGUAAUACUGUAGCUUUUUUUUUAACGAUGAUCUUGCGCACAAUACGACUAUAAAAUGAAAACUUAUAAUAGGGAUGAAUUUAAAUUUGUACAUCUGUCAGUUUUUGUUACCAAAGACACCAGAUCCAUCCAUUUAUAUUGUUGAAAAUUCUUGAUAAUACAGUACAUUAUAUUAUUAUGCACAAUACUAGGAUAGCUUAGCAAGAAAGUGGAGUUAUAGAAAAGACGCUCACCUUUUACUCACCGGGUCAAAAUGCACAACAUUUGACCUCAUGAAGCAAUCCAAGCCAUAAAGAAACAUAUAAAGCCGGGCACUCACUGUUAUAUUGAGUUGGAAUUGAUAAAAAAAAACUUGCUUCGUUUUUGUGUUUAUGUUCAUGCUUACACAACCAGACUCAACGUGUUGAAGGUAUUGCGCCACUACUGUCAUAUUCUACUAUAACAUUGUACUUAGUCUGUUGAAUGUUUCUAAAUCACUUGAUAUAUUUAUAUGUAUUUAUAUUUGAUUAGUAUUUGAUAAACUCAGGUUAGAACAAGCCUGUGUUUAUCUGGCCAUUUUUGAAUUGAAUUUAAUUCCAGUGCCUUAGAAUCUUCAUAAUACUAUUGUUAGGAAACAUUCACUUUUAAAUGUCAUUGAGGAGACUCAAUGCUUCAAACGCUUUAUAAUUGUACACAAUUGAAAAUGAUAUUUUAUAGGAAAAUUGUAUAAUUAAUAGUGUAUUUGCAAAUUGUAAAUGAUAUUCAGUAUUUUGGUAUAAUAUAUUACAUAAUGAAUAAUUAUAUAUUAUGGGUAAAAUCUAAUCCAAUUGUCUUUAAAACAGUUUUAUAGAAUAUUAUUGUUGUUGCACUUUUAAUAUAUAAUCAAUUAUUUGAUACUCAUUAUUUAUAUAUUAUUUUCACAUACUACACUGAACUAAUAAAUCUAAUGACACAA
Messenger RNA from Anneissia japonica, 3251 nucleotides. Its product is annotated as putative ferric-chelate reductase 1 homolog. Gene Ontology annotation, molecular function: oxidoreductase activity, acting on metal ions. The transcript is spliced from 12 exons. The record is from RefSeq and is a predicted model, not a curated record. NCBI's taxonomy places the organism in Eukaryota, Metazoa, Echinodermata, Crinoidea, Comatulida, Comatulidae. Bases 16 to 1428 code for a protein of 470 amino acids.